Molecule: messenger RNA, 1341 nt
Organism: Sinocyclocheilus rhinocerous
Lineage: Eukaryota; Metazoa; Chordata; Actinopteri; Cypriniformes; Cyprinidae
Product: inactive serine protease 35-like
Exons: 2
Biological process (GO): proteolysis
Molecular function (GO): serine-type endopeptidase activity
Source: RefSeq, a predicted model, not a curated record
CACAAUAAAGCCGCUGCUGCGCUAUUGUGCUCUCAGUGGAACGAAUCAGUGGAAAGCCCCUUUGAAUUCUGGAUAUAAGCGACUCUUUGACAUGUCAAAUAAAGAUUUAUUCAAAUCCCACGAUUCAUUAAGAUUAAGUGGUGAACGCUCUCUCAACUUCACUUUCUCCGCUCCAUCGUUGCAGAGCAUGAUGGUCCCUCCCCUAUACAAAACUCUUGUUGGGACUUUUUUCCUCCCUACCUUUCCCUUAAACGUCAAGUGUAAUUCAUACCAAGGGCUUCGACUCUGAGCUCUCCCUGUCUUGAAGGUGGAGCAGAUAUGAGAAGAAACGGACUAUCAGCCCAUCCAGCAGAAAACCCUCUGAGAUGAAGUAACUUUUAGACCGUUCUUGCUUAAAUAACAAGCAUCUGUUUGCGGAUUGAACAUCUCCAUCAAUCGAAUGAUAGCAGGGGUCUCUCUGCAAUGGGCCCGGUACCCUUAACGCUCCUGCUUUGCGUCUCAGCACUGGCUGUGCUGGUGUCUGCAGCAGUGGACGAUCCCACAGGUGACGAUGACUACACCUGGCCACAGAGGAAAGUACCACUGGUACAAGAAAAGCAAACAGUGCACCUGGGAAGUUCUGAGUUUCUGGCCAAGCCGCAGACUGAGCUCCACGGAAUAUGUGGCAUUGAGUGCCAGCGGGGUUUCCCAGAGCCCAGCCUGGACGAUCUGGAACAGCUACUGUCCUAUGAGACCAUGUACGAAAACGGAACCCGCACGCUCACCACCGUCACAAUACAGGAGCUAAAUGUGAGCAACGACUGGAUGGGAGGUUCUGGGUUACAUACUCGGCGCAGACGAGAAGUCUACGGCACAGACACACGGUUUACCAUCGCCGACAAGCAGUACUCUUUGAAGUAUCCAUUCUCCACAUCUGUGAAGAUCUCCAUAGGGUGUUCUGGAGUGCUGGUGUCCCCCAAACACGUCCUGACUGCGGCUCAUUGCAUCCACAAUGGUACGGACUACCUGGAUGGGGUACAGAAACUCAGCGUUGGUGUGCUGAAAGAACGUUCCCGUCGGAAAGGGAAGGGACGGAAAGGGAAAGGACGGAAAGGGAAAGGCCAGAUGAAGCGUAAGGAAGAGGAGGAGGAGGAGGAGGAAAUCAAUGAAAAUAUAGAGAUUGGAGAGAAGCAGGAGCGUGAGAGAAAAGGCAAAGGCAGGAGAAACCGUAGUCGCCGCAGCACCACCUCCGAGCAGCCCUCGUUCCGAUGGACCCGGGUGAAACAGAUGCAGGUGCCGAAGGGCUGGUUUAAAGGGAUCUCGGAGAACGUUGUGGCUGAUUAUGACUACGCCAUCCUGGAG